UUACUAAAUAUAUUUUGAAUUGAAUUUAUUUAUUUACGAUUCAGUUAAGAAAUUACUAUUUUUUCACAUUGAAUUUGAUAUGUUUCGUCUGAUCGUUAUUUAAUGACAAAAUAUUAUUAAUUUUAACACAAUGGAUAGCUAUUUGGUUUAUGAGGCUAAAAGAGUUAAAUGCAGCAAGCCUCUCCAUAUUGGCCAAACUUUUGUAGAUUUAUACGGCUCAUUUUUAGCUGAUGAUGCAAGAGGAGACAUUACACCUGUAAAUGAAACUAAACAAAAUCAAAUACAAAAUUGUUCACAAUACUAUAAUAAAUUUAUAUCUUCUGAAGAACUGGAAGAUUUGGAGAGAAGGUGCAAUCCAGAUCUGCUUAAAUCUGAUAGUGAUCCAAAAAAAAUUAAAUUUGAAAUUUAUAAAGCACGAAAAUUAUAUUCUCGCCAAGACCCAGACCCUGAUGCAAAAUUGGAAACAUUGAAACACUUCAAAAAAUUUAUGGAUCUGGUUGAUAAUACAAAUAAAAAUGUUCUUCUAACAGCAGAAAGAUAUUUAAAGUAUAGAAGUGUUGUAUCAGUAGGAAAUGAGCGUUGUGAAGAAUCUAUUUCUCAUAGUUAUUCUCCAAUAAUUACAAUUAGAUCCCAUUAUCCAUUUAGGCAUGAACUUAGGAAGAAAAAUACAAGAGGAGUUCCAAAGUUAGACAGAGAAUUCAAGAUUUUGGGCACAACAAAAUUGACUGAAUUUAGAGAUGCGUUAAGCUGUCGACAAGAUCUUGAUACCGGAGAAGAAAAAAGUAAAGAUCCAAAUAAAUCAACAACUCCAGACACUUUAGGCCCAGCACUCUUCUAUAUCAAUGGCAUAAUAUAUAUAGAUGAUAGAUACCCGUAUGAAGAUGGUUUCGAUUAUACAGAUAGUCUAAAGGACUGGGGCCUUCGAAAGGGAAUGGAUGUUCGAGUUUAUGAUAUGAGCACUUUUUGUUUCAAUGAUAUUUACAUGAGGCUAGGAUACCCAAAUUUAUAUCAACAUAGAGGCUGUUGUGAACAUCUAUUCGUUUUUAGCGACAUAGAAUGUACACCUAGCAAAAUGUUUCAUUCAGUUACUCAAUAUAAUUAUCCAUUAGUUUCUGCAAUAUAUUUGGAUUAUAAAACAUACUGCAUGAUGUGCUUUAGAUAUAUGGGUUCAUGGGUAACAUUAAAUAGUAAGAGAACAAUGACUGAAGAAAUGUUAUGGUGUGCAAAAUGUUUUUGGAGAUUUAAUUAUACUGAAGAUCACAAAAAAAUAGGUGAAUUUCAUGCUUAUAAAUAUUUUUCAUAAUAAUAUAUUAGCUGAUUGCUAUCUUGCAAUAUAUUCAUCAAUCACAUGGCCAUUAUAUAUAUUUGUACAUUGAUGCUAUCUGUAUAAUAAAAAACUUUAAUUUAUGACAACAUUGUAAAUAUUUUCAUAUCACAAUUAUCUGAGAAAGUCAUAACAUACCUUAAAAUAAUUUAUUUUGAU
Ctenocephalides felis (cat flea) is the source of this 1483-nucleotide messenger RNA. RefSeq names its product snRNA-activating protein complex subunit 3-like. Gene Ontology annotation, biological process: snRNA transcription by RNA polymerase III; snRNA transcription by RNA polymerase II. Bases 131 to 1303 code for a protein of 390 amino acids. The record is from RefSeq and is a predicted model, not a curated record. Gene Ontology annotation, molecular function: core promoter sequence-specific DNA binding; bent DNA binding; RNA polymerase II cis-regulatory region sequence-specific DNA binding. The transcript has 2 exons. Gene Ontology annotation, cellular component: snRNA-activating protein complex. Lineage: Eukaryota; Metazoa; Arthropoda; Insecta; Siphonaptera; Pulicidae.